Ixodes scapularis (black-legged tick) is the source of this 1029-nucleotide messenger RNA. Its product is annotated as retinol dehydrogenase 7-like. The transcript is spliced from 4 exons. The record is from RefSeq and is a predicted model, not a curated record. The coding region runs from base 1 to 1029 and encodes 342 amino acids. Lineage: Eukaryota; Metazoa; Arthropoda; Arachnida; Ixodida; Ixodidae.
AUGUUGGGAAGCCUGGAGUUUUUCACGAGGAUCGUGGCUGCGGUCUACAGCUUCUUCUUCGCUCCGGACUGUGGCAUCUUCAGGGAUGUCCGCUUCACCGGACAUGGCAAGAGAGUGCUGGUCAGUGGCUGUGACUCCGGCAUCGGACUAAGAACUGCCGAGCGGCUCCACAAGGCGGGUUACCAAGUGCUGGCCGGAUGCUUGUCUGACGAGAGCGAUGGAGCCAAGAAGCUGUCCCUGCUGAAUGGUCCACAUCCUGUGGUCGUGCUCCAGUUGGACAUCACGAAGCAAGACAGCGUUCGGGAAGCGCUCAAGAAGGCGGAAGUUCAGGAGAAAGGACUUUGGGGUUUAGUGAACAACGCCGGAGUCUGCGUGCUGGGCGAGUUCGAGUGGAUGACACAGGAGCAGGUCGAAAAUACCUUCGGGGUCAACGUCCUGGGAACUCUGCGAUUGUCCAAAGCCUGCCUGCCUUACAUCCGCAAAAGCAAAGGACGACUGGUGACCAUCACGACCGUGAUGGCCGUGUCCAGUUUCCCUGGAAUGAGCGUCUACUGUGCCAGCAAGUUUGCCCUGGAGACCUUCUGUGACGUCCUCAGAAUAGAACUGUCCAGGCACGGCGCCUACGCGAGUGUCAUCCGACCGGGAGACCUUGUCAAGCACACCAGGAUUCUGGAGGCUCAAAAGUCACACGCUCAGGACAUGUGGAACGCCAUGAACAGCGAACAGCAGAGCCUCUACGAGCCCUACAUGGCGGCCUUCAUCAGCGGUCGUGCCAACAGCGGAGGCAUGCUGGGCACCGAAGCGCUGGACGACUCUCCGGUCUUCGGCCACAUCGAACACGCGCUGGGAGCGGCCCGACCUCGGGCCCGCUACAUGAGCGACAAGAGCCUGUGGCCAGUCUUCCUGCGGUUCCUGGCCCUCCUACCCACCACCCUGUCGGAUGCCCUCCAGUCCCUCUGCUACCGCGUCAUCUUCCUCCACUACGGCUCCCAGUUCGCCGAGAAAUCUACGACGGAGAAAGUUCGAUAA